This is a messenger RNA of Cydia amplana, 1520 nucleotides long. RefSeq lists its product as uncharacterized. The coding region runs from base 92 to 1231 and encodes 379 amino acids. NCBI's taxonomy places the organism in Eukaryota, Metazoa, Arthropoda, Insecta, Lepidoptera, Tortricidae. The record is from RefSeq and is a predicted model, not a curated record. Gene Ontology annotation, cellular component: plasma membrane. The transcript is spliced from 9 exons. Gene Ontology annotation, biological process: septate junction assembly.
AAAACAAACCAGUGAAGAGCCGAACGUAAACGACACACGAAGUGAAUCUUGUUUUUUUUUUUAAAUCAAAAAGUGACAGAAAAGUGCAAAAAUGGUUUCGGUGCAGACGAUAGCGACAAUCACAGUGAAAGUGUUCAAAAUUGUCUUGAACAUCAUCAUCCUGGUCCUGUACCGCACUGGUUACAACGGCGAGUUCCUCGGCGUCGGCGGCACAUGGAACCUCAACGAGGAGAAGAACCCAGACGCCGAGAUCGUCGCGUCCGGCGUCAUCGUCGGCUACCUCAUCUACACGCUGGUGCAGUGCAUCACGUUCCUCUUCGGCACCACUGAACACAAGAGGGCCCUUUCCGAGAUCGUGAUGAACUUCGUGGGCGUGUUCCUCUGGAUCGCCGUGGGGGCCGUGGCGCUGCACUACUGGGGCGGGUACCAGGGCGAGCACCAGUACCAGUUCGUCUUCGCUGAGAAACAGGUGGGCCUAGCAGUUGGUGCUCUCUGCGUCAUCCAAGGAGCCGUGUACCUUCUAGAUACGGCGCUCUCUGUCAUACACUACACGAAGGAAAUACUUAUAAUCGAUAGACGCCGUAAUCGAUCGAAAGUGGAGUGGUAUUCGCGCGGGUUGGUGAGGAUAUCGCCAGGUUCCAGGGAGUUUAUUAUCUGGGAACGCGAGAAAGGUGUCAAAAUGGCCCCCUUGACGGAUACCGUGUACAACUGGGCCAUGUCGGCAGGAGACCGGGAGUCCGAGGCCCAGGCCAAGAAGGGCGAGGAGGGCGCGGGCGGCGACCGCGACUCCCGCGCCGCGGCGGCGCUCAAGAAGAACUGGUGUGUGGGACUCAGGAUAACUGAACUGGUUAUCACGGUGAUCGCCAUUGGUCUUGUGACUGGAGCCCUAACUUCACCUCACAUAGUGCAGUCGAGAUUGUCGCAUAUUGCUGUCAUCUUCUCUGCUUACUCAAGUUACAUCAUCAUCACCGGCAUCCUGAUUCUCGCGCGGCUGUUCGGCGAGUCGGCGGGAUGGAAGACGUCCAUCGGCUUUUCUGUGCUCGGGGUGGUCAUGUUCACCGCCGCCGCAGCUGUCAUUUUCUAUGACUGGCACACUUCGUACUACGUAGUGGUCCGGACGAACAAGCAAGCUUACGAUCUCCUUCUAUCGUCCGGCGUGUUCGCGGUUCUCGGCGCGGCUGUUUUCAUGUUCCACGCCUUCUUCACUUUCCGGAAGGAAGCAGACAUUUAAAAAAAAACAAUCACUCUACUUUUACUAUGUGUCAGAAAUGCCAGUACUGUGUCAAUCUAUUCAAAUUAAAAAAAGUUGAUACAGAGAUAUAGAACGUAUUCUGUAUGAUCUUCAAUCUUAAUUUUAUCUCUUUUAUUAACUGCCCUGUUUAAUUUAUAGCUUUUAUUUAAGUUUAGUAUUAGAUAUUUUACUUAGCUCUGUUCGGGGCACAAUGCAAUUUAAUGCAAUUCAUUUGUAAAUGAUUUAUUAAAAAACCGUGAGUUGUCCUUAUUGAGUAGCUAUUCAGUUU